AUGAAUCUUCACACACCAUAUUUAGAAUUACCUACAUCCUGUGCUACACUUAAACGUGGAACCAAACAAGGUCAAGUUACAGAUGCAAAUUCCUAUGCUAACACUUCCUCCAGUACAUCGAUGAAUUCGGCUUCCCUGCCUCCUGCCAAAUGCAAGAAGAGGGGUCGCAUGGAUAACGGAAAUGGGAGGCACAUGCCUCCUAACUCAGGGCAGUCACAAUCUACCAAGGCCCAGGGCCCCAACUGGGGCUCCUUUGUUGGGAUACAUCUCCAUCAGCCUGGGCAGGUCAUGCUCCACGAAAGCCAAAACAAAUUCUCAACAGACAACUUGGCCCGGACUUUUUAA
Messenger RNA from Pipistrellus nathusii (Nathusius's pipistrelle), 345 nucleotides. NCBI's taxonomy places the organism in Eukaryota, Metazoa, Chordata, Mammalia, Chiroptera, Vespertilionidae. The record is from the annotation of a GenBank genome assembly.